Messenger RNA from Funneliformis geosporum, 312 nucleotides. Lineage: Eukaryota; Fungi; Glomeromycota; Glomeromycetes; Glomerales; Glomeraceae. The record is from the annotation of a GenBank genome assembly.
AUGACUAGAAAAAGAGCAAUUGACAGUGUAAUUAAUGAUAAACCACAAGAAAAUCCUUCCUUCAGUAGAACUACCUGUAAAAAAAGAUUAAAAUUACAUUAUUAUUGUAAUGUAUGUAAUAGUAAGUUUGUGAAUCCACAUACAAAGGAACUACAUGAUAUGGAAGAUCAAAAUUCUUCUAGUGAAUCAGUCACAAAUUGUAAUAUAAAUACAAUUCAAGAAAACGAAUUUGAACUUGAAUCGGUUAUUGGCAGUGGAUCAUCUACAUCAGCUUCUUUAUAUCAAUUUGAUCAAAUUCAGCAAAAUGCAUAA